UCAAUUUCAUGUGCAUUGACAAAUUGUAUCGGAAUUCUGACUAAAAAAAUAACAAUAUCAUUGGAUUAACUAGUGCUUAUUUGAUAUUACGAGGGAGAUUCAUUUACUGACUAUUACAGGAGAAAAUCCUUUUAGUAAAGUGGACUUACACUGUAAUAGGAUAAAUUAGGUUUACUGUUUUCCUUCUGUUGAAAGGAAACAAAUGUGCCAAGGGCUGUGUGUAUAGACGAACUUCUACGUGAAUAAUAGAAUUACAUUUGUUUGUUUUGAUGAGAAAAUAAUAUUUAUAUUCGGUAUUGUACAAAUCCAUCUUUGACAAAUAGUGUAAAACCGACCCGCGUCAGAUGAUAACAAGGAUCGGUGGUGGUCAGAUGACAAAUAAGGACGUAAUAUUUCAUCUCAGCAAGCCUUGAGAUACUUGAAGAAGCCUUAGCAUGGCUGCUGCAGCUGCUGAGUUCCGUCGGAUUUACAGUAAUGUCAUCGUAGUGUUAAUGUUAUGUUUGUAUUGUCGGGGACAGGAAGUGUUGCAGUAUUCCAUCUAUGAGCAGCUGCCUUCGGGAUCUUUCGUCGGGGAUGUGCGGGAGGACUCUCAUCUGCGGUCAACGGCGUCUGCGGAAGAGUUUUCUCAAAUUGACUACAGUCUUCUAUCUCAGGGUAAAGUCUACGAGCAGUAUUUCCAUGUGGACGGACUUAAUGGAUCUCUCUUUACCAACACUGUCAUUGACAGAGAGACCAUUACGGAGUGUGUUUAUGAGACCGAAUGUGUUCUACCUAUCAGCAUUGUCGCCAAGUCAAAAAUCAGUGCCUUCUUUCGGACUUUAAAAGUAACAGUGUCAAUCGUGGACAUAAAUGAUCACUCACCAAAGUUUCCUGUGGAAUUCAAAUCCCUCACCGUAUCGGAGGUGGCCACAGUCGGUUCGUCCAUGGCCCUCGACGGUGCCACCGAUGCCGACAGCGGAAACAACACACUGCAGCGAUACUUCAUCUUAAACGAGGACGCCCUUGAUCUACCAUUCACAACAACCUAUGAAACCUAUUUCGACGGCAGAUCUGUUGUCAAACUGCAGAUCAAGGGUGACCUUGAUCGCGAGUCACGUGAUAGCUACAGCCUCGUCAUCGUGGCAGAGGACGGUGGCUCCCCGCACCUAACCGGAAGUAUGACGGUAACCAUCACCAUCGAUGACGUCAACGACAACCCACCAGUGUUCGGCGAGUCCGAGUACAAAGCCACCAUCAACGAGACGCUUGACGUUGGAGAAGAGAUCAUCCGCCUUCUGGCCACAGACGCAGACAUUGGCGUUAACAGCCUGAUCGAGUACAGACUCAGCAAGAACCAGAUCGGCAAAAUCCACGAACAGUUCAACCUAGACAUCACAUCCGGUUCGCUGACACUGAAGGAAAGAUUUGCAAGCGGCGGCGAGUACCGGAUCAUCGUGGAGGCAAGCGACCGCGGCUCCCAGCCGCUUAUGUCUCAGGCGGUCAUUAUCAUAACCGUCCUCGACUCAGACAACAACCGACCUCAGAUCAAGAUCAACCUUUUCACUGACUCCGACAUGGGAACUGUGUCUGAGUUUGCAGACGUGGGGACGGUCGUGGCUCACGUUGGCAUAACCGACGAAGACACGGGGGCGAAUGGCAUCAUUUCCUGUGAAAUGAACAGCGACAACCAAGUGUUCAAUCUGCAGAGUUACGAUGACAAUGAGUACAAGGUCACGGUCGCAAAGCAGAUUGACAGAGAGACAAUGGACUAUAUUUAUGUUAUCAUCAACUGUCAUGACAAAGGCACCCCGCCGCAGAACACAUUUGUGGAGUUCACUGUUCAAGUUCUCGACGAGAAUGACCACUCACCAGUGUUCCUUCAGGAAAUAUAUUUUGUUGACAUUAUGGAAAAUAAUAUAAAAGAUACAGACAUAGUGCAAGUUUCAGCCAAGGAUAUUGACCUUAAUCAAAAUGGGGAAGUGACGUAUUCACUUUGGGCGUCAGGGGAAUACCGGUUUACCAUGGAUCCCCAGUCCGGAGUCAUCAAGACUCAGUCAGUGUUUGACCGCGAAAAGAACGCUUCUAUUAUGUUUUACACCUACGCGAUUGACCAAGGCAAGCCAGCACGCACGUCCACUGCCACCGUGCAGAUCAACGUUCUUGACCAGAAUGACAAUGACCCUGUGUUUGGGAAACCAAUGUAUGAGUUGUAUGUAUCCGAGAACGCGUUCACUGGGCUUAAGGUAGGAAAUGUCACCGUCAGUGACGCCGAUGCCGGAAAUAACGGUCGCGUCGGUCUGCACAUCGACCCAGCGCUUCCGUUUCACAUGUCCACUUCCGGAGACCUCACACUAAAGAAUCGCCUAAACAGGGAAGCAACGGCAACGUACAGCUUUCUGGUGACGGCGUAUGACCACGGCAUCCCAGCCAGAAACACGUCAGCCAACGUAGUGAUCCACGUCACCGACGUCAACGAUAACCCUCCACGUUUCGUAUUUCCCGACUCUGAAAACUAUACCAUAGAGGUCGACAGCGAAUCUGCACCAAGAUCGGUUAUCGCCAAGAUCAAGGCCUUCGAUCUAGAUCAAGGGGUGAAUAGCGAAUUAUUCUACUCCAUUGAGAACCACAACGUGACGGAGCUGUUUGCCAUCGACGCCGAGACCGGGGAUUUGAUCCUCACACGGGUGCUGCACGCAACUGAUCGCCAGAUAUACAACAUUUUGCUGCGGGUCGAGGACAAGGGAAACCCUAGCUUGUAUGCCACCACUUCCAUGAACGUUUUCAUCGUCAGAAAGGUUCGACCUUCUCCGGUAACCGACACAAAAGGUGAAAACUUACUGAUUGCCAUCACUUUGGGAAGUGUGACCUUCGUCCUUGUUUUCACUAUCGUACUUGUCCUGUGUAUACUCAAGAGGCGCUGGAAUAACAAACGAAACGAGUCCGGCUCUGAGGAUGAAUUUUGCGGCUCGGCCAAACCCGGGAGAAGAGUCAAGUUUGCCGACACUGUGGACGAUAAAUCUCCGAGUCCCGUACGUGACCACGGGCAUCCUCCGCUGAACUCCAUGACGACAUUCAGCUGUGACGGAAACGAAAGUCGCGACUCGGAUAUGACGUCAUCAACGGUUGACCUAGAAACACCGAUCCUUGAGAAGCAAAUGAAUAUUUCGAAAGACAGUGCUUCUCCGUCUAGAAGAUGUGACGUUUUACCUGGUAUCUCGGAAAGGCGGGAAAUACAUCAUUCCACGCCUCGUUCCGGUGACAACCAGUCUCGCUUUGAAAAUCAGCCUCGAUCUGACUACCAGCUACAGACUCUCCAAUCCCAUAAUUCCCUACUCAACUCCACAGUCAAGCCUGGAAGCAGUGUAUUCGCGCAUGACGACAACCAGUCCCAGACUUCCGGUGAGACGGCCACCAGCGACAGUGGACGCGGUGGCAGCGAGUCAGACAUCCACAGUGCCAGUCUCUCACAGUCACAUGACUCGGACGUGAAACCCACGGCAGAAAUGCGGUACCUAGACGGCCCAAAGCACAGUACCUUCAUAGACCCGCCCAAACCUUGGUUGAACCUGGCAGAUCUCCAAUACCACAACUGCAACAAACUUCCAGUUGUCCAACAGCUCCACGAUGACCGGAAACACCGCCUCCAGCUCCGUAACCUUGGCGAUAGGAGAAGCAGCCGACCCGCAUACACACCUUCAGAACAUUUAAAGACCGCUCCAAGAACACAGAGCGAUCGGAAUUUCGACAGGAAUCGACUUCCGGGAAUCGCGAAACAGGUGCACCUGUUUCCACCUCCUCCUAGUGACAUUGACCGGAGUUUUAUGACGUAUGAAGAGGAGGAAGAUGAUCUCUCAACUACCACUUCCGGUAGCUACACGAUUGACCACGACGAUAUUAGUCUCGAUUUUAGAUCGCCAAUUUCAAAGAACGGUUCGGGUCUUCGAGGAUGUCUUGUAUGAUGACGUUAUUAAAUUAUAGUGACGUCAUAUGGCGGGGCUGAGUCGCUGGCGCUGCAGGUUGAAUUCAAAAGGAUCUCCCUCAAAGAGAAUGAUCUAACUUAUUAAGAAAUCAGACGUUACGAGAGGGCAAGUGGCGAUAACUCGUGUCUGGUAGAGGGAGGGAUUCAACCUUGUCGGCUGGCCGGCGCUGGGUGGCUCAUGUGCAAUAUAGACUGUAUCUCUCGUGGUGCUCGGAUUGUCAUUAUGAUGGACAAUGUUACUAUUGGUGUAAAACAAUAACAAGACAGCUAUAGUGUGUUUAUUUAUUUUUGAUAUGUACACCAAAACCUUCCCCUAGCAGAAGGAUUGAGACGUGGGUAUAUUCUUUGAGUACGUUAAUUUUCUAUAUAGUAUAGUUUUCGAGAGAGUGAUAACAUAUAGUACUAGUUUACAUUUUCUAUUUUAUUUUCAGGGUAUCUCAUUUCUUUAAUUGUAUAUUAUUUAAGAUGUGUUCAUAUUGUACAUUGUACUUGCAUGAUAAUGCUAACAUUUAUUGUUAUUUUGUAUUUAUUUUUCUACGCAAUGUAUUGUUACCGUUGUUAAAGAUUGAAGGAUGAUAAAACAGUGAA
This is a messenger RNA of Mya arenaria, 4546 nucleotides long. Its product is annotated as protocadherin alpha-12-like. NCBI's taxonomy places the organism in Eukaryota, Metazoa, Mollusca, Bivalvia, Myida, Myidae. Gene Ontology annotation, cellular component: plasma membrane. The transcript is spliced from 5 exons. The coding region runs from base 435 to 3938 and encodes 1167 amino acids. Gene Ontology annotation, molecular function: calcium ion binding. The record is from RefSeq and is a predicted model, not a curated record. Gene Ontology annotation, biological process: homophilic cell-cell adhesion.